Molecule: messenger RNA, 1824 nt
Organism: Dujonia railenensis
Lineage: Eukaryota; Fungi; Ascomycota; Pichiomycetes; Serinales; Debaryomycetaceae
Source: the annotation of a GenBank genome assembly
AUGGCGGACGAAUCGUUAUAUAUAUCAACUAAUGAGGCUGCUCUAGCGGUAGUUGCUACCGCAAUGAAGAAAGCGAGGCUACUGCUUGACACCUUGAUAAUAAACUCAUUUGUAGCGGGGAUUUUGUUUACUGCGGGAGGAAUGAUCCAUGUGCAUGUACAAGGUGGACUGCCCUCAGUAUAUGAAGGUGACCCCGCUUUAAUAAAUUUGAUCCAGGGUUUAGUGUACCCCUUGGGGCUAUUCUAUGUAGUCGUCUUGGGGGUCGACCUAUUCAAUUCUAACAUCUUGUAUUUUAUUGUGGGAUACGCAAGGGGAGCUGUAUCACUCGUUGAUUUGCUAAUUUCAUGGUUUAUAAGUUGGUUUGGAAAUCUUGUUGGCACCAUCUUCGUAUGCUACAUUAUAUGUAACUAUUCAGAUGUUACUCGUCAGACAUUGUAUGUUCAAGGUUCCGUAGAUAUUGCUGUGGAUAAAGUCAGUUAUACUUUUGUACAGACAAUGUUAAAGGGUAUGGCAGGGAACUUCUUCGUUUGUCUUGCGAUUUACUUACAAUUGAUGGCCAAACCGCUUCAUGUCAAGUUUUUACUAAUGGUAUUACCAGUGUUCACUUUUGUGACUAUGGGAUUCACCCAUCUGGUUGCUGACAUGUACAUGAUGAUAAUAGGACUUAUAAAUGGCGCACCAGUGAGCGUUGGAAAAGUGAUCUGGAAAGUAUUCAUCCCAGCCACCAUUGGGAACAUCAUCGGAGGUCUGUUUUUUGGUUUAUUGAUUCCAUGGUACUUGCAUAUUGUAGUUGUAGAGAAGGAUAUCAGGCUCUUGAAAUUACCAAGGUAUGAGUACAGGGAUGAACAGCCUGAAUUGAAUCAAGAUUCCAGAGUGGUGAGAGUUAAAUCCGGUGGUCCUGAAGAUGUAGUUGAAGGAGAAGAAGGGGAAGACGGAGAUGACGGAUUCGUGGAGGACCAACAAAGAGGUGAAGGACAGCAAGAAUUACGUGGAAUAAUGGAAGAUAAAGAAGAGAGCAGUGGUGCAGAGUCUCCUCCCGCUUCCCAGUAUCCACCGCCCCAGGGCAUCACGAGAAAUGAGAGUUUUUCAAAUCUUUCUACUACACCUUCUAGAAUGUCGGCAUAUUCUAGAUACAGCAAUUAUAGAAGAAGAAGUAGAGAAGUGAAAUCUCCCAAAAAUGUCUUCCCUGUUUAUGGAAUGGGGGCACCUUUGGAGAGAGAAAGAAGCAUUGUGUACGGAAGGACUGACAACAGCUCAGGCGACGAAACUAACCAGCGCAGGAGAAGCACCGAUCUUGAUGAACAGUCUAUAUCAUCGUACAGAACCGCAAACCGAGAAUUGCGUACUCGAGGAUCAGCUGAAUUUUUAGGCGCAAGGUUGAAAAAGGUUAUGUCAAGGAAACAAACCGAAAAGCCCAACGACUUAGAGCAACAAUUACCAUCUCGUAGACCCACAAUAAGACAAAGUAGUAUGUCUAGUAGUAUAUCGCGGUAUUUGGGUCGCAAUUCUCAUUCGAGCCGAAAGGACUCGCUUAAAGCCAGCAAUAAAGAAGAGUUAGAAGAGAAGAUAGAAAGGGCAGGCAUCACACCCCUUGCUGCGGAAGCGUCAGAUGGCGCUGCUGGUGUUUCAGAGUUUUUCAUGGGAAGAGACCUAGAAUAUAAUACUAAUAUAGCAAAUACAGUAGAUGAAGGUAUACUGCCAACUGACGAGGUAUCGCACUUUGGACCAAAUUUAGACGCGACAAAGGAAAAUGAUACAGUUCCAAACUCAACUAAUGAUUCAUUCAAUAUAGUUAACUAUAAUCCAACUGAAUCAAAAGAAUAG